AUGGCCAGCCACACCCUGAGUAGGGGGCCUGUCCCCACUACCUCGCCCCGGCCCGCCACGACGCCCACCCCGAUGAAGCCGACGGCGCUAACCGCCGUCGACGACGACGCCAUCGAGGAGGACGGUGAGCUCGAGGACGACGACGAGCUGAUGGCGCUGCUGGACCUGUCGACGCCGACGCAGUCGUCUAAUAACGUCAGUGGCGAUGACUCGGUCACUGUCGGAAACGGUGUCGGGACUACUUCCGACACUGCCGACAUAAGCGCCGACGGCGUCGCCAACGGCGCCGCGACUACUAAUGGCGCCGCGACCGCUAACGGCCACGCCCACGGCGUCGCCAACGGCGCCGCCACUACCAACGGCCACGCCAGCGACGCCGCCACGCUAAACUCCCCGAGCAAAGUGCCGCUACAUCUCCCGCUAUUAGUGCGCCGCACCUUCAUCCACCCGCAGUGCUAUUACGACCACCCGGACCUCCAAGUGGAGCCCGUCAAACUUAAGUUCAGCGACGACCCCGCCGUACUCACCGAGAACUGGACGCCGGCGGAGGUCGCGGCGCUGCGGCGCAUCGUGCGCUUCCACUUCACCCCCCACGAAGUCAACGUCGGCGGCGGCCACCCGAUGAUGGAGUACCACGUCGGCUUCGAGGCGAUCUCCCCUAACGACUACGACCACGUGCUGCCGAUCGUUCUGUGCAUCUGGUGGCAGGAAAUGAACUUGCACAUCGUCACCUCGGUGGACAUUAUUGUCCUUCUCGAACACAUGGUGCGCCAGCAGUUUUCUAUUGAAGAAAAGAACCGCAUCCGGCGCAACCUCCAGCUGUUGAAGCCGUACACGGUGGCGCGCACCAACCACCGCUUCCUCCCCUUCUUCAACUUGAUUAUGGAGAUGGAGGACCCGCGCCCUCGUAAUAUCGAAAAAGAUAUUAAAGUGUUCCGAUGGGCCGAUCUCGGGCUUGCGCUUGAGAAAGUGCUCUUUAAGUAUACCUGGAACGUGCCCCGGUUCCAGUUCUACCUUGUCCGCAAGGAGAACCAGUUCGGCCAGCUCCCGGCGCCGCCGCCGCCCAAGCACCAGCCCGACGAGUUUGUCAGCGCCGAUAGAGUGCGCCGGAUGCGCCGCCAGUGGAGCAAAGGCGGUGGCAGCGGCGGCGCCCACCACUUGCACACUAAGCCCACAAACGCCGAGUUGGCGCUGGCAGCGGCGCUCGCCAGUGGUGUCGGUGUCGGCGCCGGCGCCGCCCUGUCCACGCCCGGCAACUCGUCGAGCUACGACGACGACAACCUGGGCAAGAAACUGGGCGAAACCACGGUGCUGAACCUGACGCUGCUGGACGAAGACAUGACCAACGGCGUCGGCUCGUUGCUGCUGUUGCUGCUGCUGGGCGGGUACCUGAACUCGGUAUUCUCCGGGCUGCUGUCGCUGGCGGAUUCGGAGGCGACGCUGGCGCUGGACGGGCUGGUGAUGGCGCUGCGCAAGUCGCCGGACAAGAGCGCCCCCGCCGCCAGCAACGGCGCCGCCAGCGCCGACAGCGCCCAGCCGUUGCAGACGCGUUACCCGCUCCACUACUACCAGUUCCCCGCGGGGCUGCAGUUGCGCUACGACAGCAAGGCGCCGGUAGUGCCGCUGCCUGAAGUGCCAUCGUCAGCCGUUGUCGGUGGCGGCGGCGCCACCGUGCUCCCGGUACCGCCGCUCGCCAAAGGCGCCACCACCUUGCCGCCCAUCGCCACCAUCCACCCGGGGAUAGCGCUGCCGCCGACGGUGCUCUUGCCGCCCCUCCGCGACACCGCGCGCGUCGCCUACCCGCCGCCGCCGGCGCUCCCGUCGCUUUCGUCCGUCAUCCCGGCGUCGCCAAAAGUGCCCGGGAUAUCGCCCCCCCACCUGCAUCAGCUGCCGAGAAGCCGUUAG
Molecule: messenger RNA, 1905 nt
Organism: Diutina rugosa
Lineage: Eukaryota; Fungi; Ascomycota; Pichiomycetes; Serinales; Debaryomycetaceae
Exons: 1
Coding region: 1-1905 (634 amino acids)
Cellular component (GO): nucleus
Source: RefSeq, a predicted model, not a curated record